This is a messenger RNA of Cephus cinctus (wheat stem sawfly), 2966 nucleotides long. RefSeq lists its product as uncharacterized. The record is from RefSeq and is a predicted model, not a curated record. The transcript is spliced from 6 exons. Lineage: Eukaryota; Metazoa; Arthropoda; Insecta; Hymenoptera; Cephidae. The coding region runs from base 1209 to 2489 and encodes 426 amino acids.
GACGCUCUAUCCUAGAAGAGAGAAGAGAAUGAAGCAAGUGGGAUGAGUGCAUGCACAGAGGCAAUCAAGACACGUGCAGGGUGCACGUGUACUCGGUCUUGCGCUGUUAUGACCACGAGGAAAGUAAAAGCUCUCUCAAUUGUCCGUUACUUACCCUAUUAAAAUCUGUACUAGCGCGUCUCGUUCCUAGUUAUAUUCGAUUGGUACUCUCACGUUUGAAGGAAGUGCAAUGGAUACGAAGACUAGGAAAAACUUUUAUUCGGUAUCUGCAGAUACCUCGAUAAUAGUAAUAAUAACAAGACUAACACCGCAAACUAUCACUGGCACGAUGAAUGAAGCGUAACACGUAAUCAACAUUGAAGAUGAAUGUAUUUUUAUGCCAUCAUUUAAUUUAGCAAAUAUCACUGUCAGGUGAGCAACCAUGAGACACAAGUUUGCUGAACGUUGUGUUUAAUCAUAUAAGUCUACGUGGGUAGGGUUAUCGUGUGUGAUUUGAAGAGAAGUUAAUUUUGCUUAAUGAAGCAAAUACUUGUGUGAUUUCGUGUUAAAAUAAGUUAAUCUUGUGUCAGUGAUUUGUCUGAGGGACACGUGAAUUUUUAUCUGCGAUGUUGAAUUCUUCAGAGAUUCUUAUAAAGCGGCUGAUCUAUCGCGAGGAAGCUGCGAAGUAUCGUGUGGUGCGGAAUGAGUUCGGUGACUGAGUUCUUCGUGGUAGGGAUUUGACACUGUUAGAUAGUCUUUCGCAAAGAAGAUUGCGAGUCCGCGGUAGUAGUACAGUCGACUACGGUCGACGUUACUAUCGAGGUGGUAGCUACAAGAUUUGCAAUUUUUUUUACUCUCUACAACCCCUACCGAUCAUCAGCCUGUAGAAAGAAUUUUUCACCUAAUUCAAAUGUAUAUUUAUUCCAAUAUAAUUUCAGUUUGAAUUAAAACCCUUUGAAAAGUCGAGUAUUUUUUCCCUUGCAUACAAUUAUCCCGUCCAUCUGACGAUUAACCCUUUAUCCGUCCACCCUCGGUCAGUGCACUAUAAACUCACACGCUAACGUAAAGGGGUGAACGAGAGUGACGACUUCCGGUAUAUUUUUACCUGGACUAUCCACUCAUAAAACUCAAAGAAGAUAAUCGAAAAGAAACUGAUUAUUGAUAACAGACAGAGGACAACAGAUAUUCACUGUAGUCUGGAUUCUUCAUUGGAAUUACUUUGAAAUAUCAUGAAGUGCCAAAUGAAAUUGAAAUUGAUACAGAUACUGCCGUUGAUGCUAGCCUUGACAUAUGCUCAUCCUCUGGAUAGAAGUACUAGGAACGUGGAACAUUCCUCUUUCAUAGAAACUCCGCAUAAUUGUCUUCAUAUUCCCAUAGACUUGCAUCCCUGCAAUGAUGACGAGAUUGCGGAUGAGAUCAGAGGGAAGAUUGAAGCUUUUGUCAGUCGAGCUACGAGCGAGAAGGUUACUGUUAUUUAUAAACUAGUGGGCUGCCUUCCGAGCAGUGUACCAUUUAAACUACCAAUAUGCAAAGAAGAAGACACUCUACGACGAGAUCUCGAAGUACGCACGUUGUAUUCUUACAAACCUAGAUAUCCGUCGUUCGCCAAGCCUAUUUCCGGUACAACUUCGACCACAAUUCGUCCUGCUGAAGAUUCUAUUUCCUCGAAAUCGAAAAAUGAGGAAAAACUUACGGAGGAGGUCAAGGCGGAGGAAAAUCCUCAAGAUGAAAGUUUGGAUAUCAGUACGCCAAAAAGGAAGAGCGUUAUAAACAAUGCAGGAAUGGCCAAAGCGUAUACAUCUGGUGGUACAGUAGAAUCCAAUCCCAUUUCUGGCGAGGAACAGUCUACAAAUGAGAAUGGCAGAGUGUUAAAAAAAAUACCUGAGACUGAAAACUUCAAUUCCAUUAUGGACAUUGAAUCAUUAAUAACUGAGAAAUUGGCUGAUGUAUAUUAUCAUGCGGGAAAGAAUGAUAUUCAAGCUGAUGAAAGAGUCAAAGAAACAAUUGAAGCGAAAGAACAGAAGCCUUUUAAGGUGUACGUGGUAGAGAUGGAAUUUCCAUACACCAAAGCAAUUCCGUACGAUCCUGAAAAAUUAGAGAUAGCCAAGAUCGGCAGUGAGUUUCCCUAUUCCAAGGCAAUUCCAUUCGAUUCCAAGAAACUUCAGGUUGCCGGACAAGGAACUGAGUUUCCCUAUACCAAGGCAAUUCCAUUCAAUCCUGAAAAGCUCUACGUACCAAAAAGAGGAAUUGAGUUUCCAUAUGACAAAGCAAUUUCGUAUGAUCAAAGGAAUUUAAAAGUUGCAAAGCAAGGGAGCGAGUUCCCAUAUCACAUGGCAAUUCCAUAUGAUUCCAGGAAUCUUCAUGUACCGGGUAGAGGAUUAGAGUUUCCCCAUGCUGAAGCGAUUCCAUAUGAUCCCAGCAUACUAAAGAUGGCCGAAUCAGAAUAUAAUUUUGUGUACCAUAAGGCAACUCCAUAUGACUCCGAGAAGAUGUACGUAUACACCAGAUAGAGGAAUUGAGUUUCUUUACGCCGAAGGAAUUCCAUAUGAUCCUAGCAAACUAGAAGUAGCUAGAGAAGGUAGCGAGUUUCCAUACUAUAAGGCGAUUCCUUUCAAUUCUUGGCAACUGACAGCAGUACGAAGAGAACCAAGUGAAUUCCCAUAUGCCAUGGCAAUUCCAUUCGACUCUUGGAAUUUACAUCCUGUUCAAAAAACAAGCGAACUUCAAUAUAGGAAGACCCUGCCAUUAAAUCCUUGGAAAUUGCUAAUUCCCAGUGAAAUUCCAUAUCAUCAUAAACCAGUACCAUACAGGAACUUGAGAACAACCAUUAACUUCCCAUAUUCUCAAGCAAUACCUUAUGACCCCAGAAAGCUUUACGAAUCCUCAAGAUGCAAGUUUGGAACUAAUGAGUCAUUUCUUCACAAUACGAUUAUACUUUAUCCCACCGAGAGGCCUAAGAAGACUACGGGAAUCACUGGAUAUAUGUA